CGCGGCGGGAACAGGUCGCCAUCUUGAAAAAAAUAAUAGCUGUCAAUUCGCGCGCCAUAUUCAAAUAUCGAACUCACCUUUUUUUUACCAAGUGUUUUGAAAUUCUUUAAUCUGACAGUUUUUCGUUUUUUUUUAAUUUUUUUCUUUUGCUAACUGUGCAAGUGCGUGGCGUUUUUCGCAAAGUAAAAGGAGGUGCAACGUGUUUAAAUUUUUUUCGAAAAAGAAGUAAACAAUGCGGGCGUAGUGAGUGACUGACCUAACAAGAUGGCGGCCCCGGCCGUGGUUGUCAAACGGGCGUACAAGUACUAUGGACGGAAGGAUAAACCGGACUACAAACCUGUCCUGGAGUACUUGGACAUGACCGUUGAGAAGGGUAUCAUAUAUGGCCUCCUAGGUCCAUCCGGUUGUGGCAAGACCACACUCCUGUCUUGCAUCGUCGGUAGACGGAAACUGGACAGCGGGGAGGUAUGGGUUUUGGGGGGAAAACCGGGCGAGAAAGGCAGUGGAGUUCCAGGGCCCAGAGUUGGGUAUAUGCCCCAGGAUAUCGCCCUAGUCGCAGAGUUCACAGUACGGGAUGCAGUCUACUACUUCGGCAGAAUCUACGGUAUGAAGAUGAAGAAGCUCGCGGAGCAGUUCGACUUUCUCACCAACUUAUUAGAGCUGCCUAGUGGAGGGAGGCUAAUAAAGACCCUCUCUGGAGGACAACAGAGGAGGGUCUCACUCGCUGCGGCGUUGGUCCAUGAACCAGAACUGCUUAUAUUGGAUGAACCGACCGUCGGGUUGGAUCCAGUGCUCAGAGAACGAAUCUGGGAGUUCCUCGCGGAGCAAGCAAGAAAUGGUACCACCGUCAUUAUUACAACGCAUUACAUCGAUGAAACGAAACAGGCGCAUAAGAUUGGUCUACUCCGAGACGGUCAACUGUUAGACGAGGAUUCCCCUGAUGAAAUCCUACGGAGGUACGACUGCAAUACCCUAGAAGAUGCCUUCCUGAAGAUGGCGUUGAGGCAACACGAGGUUACUCAUAGGAGAAGGUCGACUCUCACGGGCUCUCCAGAUGUUAUCCCGGAAAGCAGUAUAGUGAACGACAGUCGCUAUCAGUCCCGGGAAGACUUCAAUGUCGUCUCUAGCAGUACUGAUGUAUUAACUAGUAAAGAAAAACCAGAGAGAAUCAAAAAUGGAAAGAAAGGAAGAUAUAAAGCAGUUUUCAUCAAAAGUGUACAGCAAUUUUCAAGACAUCCCGGCGGCCUCAUAUUCUCCAUUCUGUUUCCCAUUGUGCAAGUGGUGGCGUUCUUCGGUGCCAUAGGCCACGACCCGAGGGACUUGCACGUGGCAGUUGUCAACCAUGAAGCCGCUUUCUCACCACUUGGUCUAGACACAUGCCGGAACACAACCGUUACAUACGUGACGCAGAAGGAAGACGAGUCGUGCGAGCAGUAUAUGCUGAGUUGCUGGUUCCUCGAGGAAAUGGAGAAAAGGAAGCUGUUCCCAACGAUAUAUAAUUCGACAACAGAAGCGAAGAACGCAGUGGCGAAACGAAUAGUUUACGGUGCGGUGCGCUUCCCACAAAACUUUAGCGAUGCGCUCGCGAUACGAGUCACGGAGGGGCGUGUAGAAGACGACAUCAUUGACGAAAGUACCAUAAGCGCCUGGAUCGAUAUGAGUGACCAUCAGAUAACGAACUUCGUGAAGCUACAGCUGCAUAAAGCGUACGAGGCGUUUGCCCGACGUACGAUGCGAGCGUGCGGGAAGAACGAAGAACUAGUUCAGAUCCCUGUCAGGUUCGAGAAACCAAUUUACGGUAUAGCUGACGCUGAGAUCGUAGCUUAUAUGGCACCUGGAGUUAUGGUCACUAUAAUCUUCUUCCUUGCCGCAAUCGUGACCUCAACCCUGAUGAUAUCAGACAGACUCGAAGGUGUAUGGGAGAGGAGUGCAGUGGCUGGAGUACAACCCAAGGAAAUGCUCCAAGUGCAUAUAGUUCUACAGUCACUUGUGAUAUUAAUGCAGACAAUCGAAAUGAUGAUAGUAGCGUACCUUGGCUACAACCUUCCCUACAAAGGAUCUCUGGUGACAAUCGCCUGCUUAUUGUUCCUGCAAGGCCUGGGAGGGAUGUGCUUCGGAUUUCUUCUCUCUGUUCUUUGCUCGAGCUACACUGUGUCGUUCUUCAUCGCCACUGGGAGCUUCUAUCCGAUGAUUCUACUCUGUGGAAUCCUCUGGCCAAUAGAAGGAAUGCCAAACGUGCUGCGUCUUAUCUCAUUCGCACUUCCUUUCACCAUUCCCGCUAAAUCCCUCCGAGACCUCAUGGAGAAGGGCUCUCCCUUUACGAACCCUGACAUAUACGGCGGGUUCCUUAUAACCAUCGCCUGGAUCGUGGGAACCCUGGCACUCUGCUUUUUAAGAUUAAGGUUUAGGAAGAUGUAGAAAUUGUAUAUAGAUCUUUUUAGAAUAUUUGAUAUUAAUAAUGUAGGAUUUUAGCGGAGUUAAGUGCCCAUGUUAUAAAACUCCAGAAGGCGUGUUGUUAUCUUUUUUACGAAGAGUAUAGUUUACAAUGGUGUCAGCGAAACUGCACAUCAAAAGAUGUUUAGGAUACCCAGAACUUAAUGUUGAAUGGAAAGGGUAUCAGGCUGUUUGAGACUUCAUGAAGAAAACUUUGUGGCUCAGUCAUUGGAAGUUGGGAAUCUGCUUAGAUUAAUAAAGUGAGGAAAUGCUUAUGCUCAAAUGCCCAUGGCCAAUGGUUUAUUAAUGGUCUUACAAACUUUCUAGGUAAUAAAUAAUAUAUAACAAAGUGGAUUUCUUUAAAAUAUCACUAGCUCCAACGCUGAAGUAAAACAUCGUGAGGUAACCUGCAUGCCUGAGAGUUCACCGUAAUUUUCUCAAAGGUGUGUGGAGUCCACCAAUCCGCACUGGGCCAGCGUGGUGGACUUCGGCCUUAACCCUUUCUCAUUCUGGGAGCCGUGCCAUGUAGCGGGCAGGCAAUUGGUUGAUUUGAUAAAAGUGGAAUAUCAAUAGUAUUAUGGUAUGCACAGUGGAUGGAUUGCUCAAAAAUAAAACUGAUAAGAUAUUAUGGGUAAUUUCUGACAAUCUGCAGAAGUUCUUUCUUACAUAUACUGAGGGUCGUGUGUUGGGUUUUUUAACCUACGUUUAAUUAUUCGAUCACAUGAAAUUAAUUACCAUUUACAUGGUAUAGGAAGAGCGACAUCUAGUGACGAGCCCGUUUUCCAAUUUUCGAACUAGAUGGCGCGGCAGUCUUUCGAAAACAUAUAAAUUGUUUCGCGAGAUCGGAUAUGUACAUGUUGGUAGAAAAUCACACAGUUGGCAUUCUGAAGUUGUAAUUCUAGGUAUGUUAUAUAAGAUAACGAAAUGGUCGAUGAUAAAAUGCCAUGCUACAAAAGAUACUUAAUUUGUUUAAGUUGUCUUUCAUAACUUAAAGACUGCUAGCUUUUAUGAAGUUAGUUAAAUGUAUCUAAGUGAUUAGUCGAGCUUCAACUUACGUACCGCCAUCAUAUCUGUUAAAAUAUUUCAAUACCUAAACCUUCUCAGCAAGGUAAAGGACGAAUAAUUAAGGAUAGAAACAUCUUUGUUCUAAAAGUGGAUAUAUUUCUUACUGGAUAAUGCAACUCCAACAAAAGUAAAAAUAAAAUUGUUUCUUUAUGAAGAAAAAAUACGGUUUUUAGAACAUAUGUUAUAAUGGCGGACAUAUUGAGUAUAGCUUCAUGGUUUAAUGGCGGUCAACUAAAUGAGAUUGUUCACGUAAACAAACUUUGCUGUUAAUACGUGAGAUAGAAAAGAACAGGUCAGAGUACUACAGAGUCACAUUUCCUUCGAUUUGUAUCGAAUCGAAAAAGUGUCAUCUACUGACAAUGCUGUUUCCCAGUUGUAACAAGCGCCAUCUAGUUGCAAUCAGUUUCCAAGUUUUGAAGCUAGAUGGCGCUGUAUCGAUUCCAUAUGAAAAUCGCACUCAUCUGUCGUCACGUGAUCGAAUAGGUAAAAAAUCGCACGCAAUAGCGUAGAAGUUUGUGUUACAUUAAUUAUCUGUUAUCGUUGGCCCUUGUUUAGAGCUUAUAGCUCUCGGGUAGCUGUAUAUAGCUUUUAUGUUAGCUUUAUGUGGUAUCGCAGCAUUAAUUUUUUAUAAGAACAUAAUAUUUCUUUUAAGAAAUAGGUUGUAGGUACAUGACCCAAACCUUUGUGAUUUAUAAUUAUACUGUAAUAGUUCUAAUUUACUUAAUUGUUUAUGUGUUAGUUUUUUUAUAAAUUUUUUUGUAAAAUAAAGGUGCCUUUACAUGUA
Pararge aegeria (speckled wood butterfly) is the source of this 4282-nucleotide messenger RNA. RefSeq names its product ABC transporter G family member 23-like. Gene Ontology annotation, cellular component: membrane. The transcript is spliced from 16 exons. Lineage: Eukaryota; Metazoa; Arthropoda; Insecta; Lepidoptera; Nymphalidae. The record is from RefSeq and is a predicted model, not a curated record. The coding region runs from base 265 to 2418 and encodes 717 amino acids. Gene Ontology annotation, molecular function: ABC-type transporter activity; ATP binding; ATP hydrolysis activity.